ACGGCCGCCCCUCGCCUCCCCGCGGCGGCGGAAGGGGAGGUGGCGGCGGCGGCGGCCCCGGCUCCGCCUGCGGUGCCUCGCCGGGCGUCCCCCGGAAACGGCGCCGCGCUGCGCCGGGGCCGCCAUGGAGGACGAGGCGACGCGGGUCGCCUUCAUGGAGCGGGCCCUCGACGUGGCCCGAGGAGCGCUGGAGGUCGGGGAGGUGCCCGUGGGCUGCCUGCUGGUGUACGAAGGCCGGGUGCUGGGGGAAGGCAGGAACGAGGUGAACGAGACCAAAAACGCUACUCGACAUGCAGAAAUGGUGGCAAUUGAUCAGGUCCUGGACUGGUGCCGGCAAAACAAUAAAAAUCACGAGGAAGUGUUUUCAAACUCAGUACUGUACGUAACCGUAGAGCCUUGUAUCAUGUGUGCGGCUGCCGUGCGCUUGAUGAAAAUUCCACGGGUCAUAUAUGGCUGUCAAAAUGAGCGAUUUGGAGGCUGUGGCUCAGUUUUGAGCAUCUCAUCUGAUGAUAUGGUAGACACAGGAGAACCAUUUGAAUGCAUUUCUGGCUAUUAUGCCAAAGAAGCAGUGGAACUGUUAAAAGCUUUCUACAGACAAGAAAAUCCUAAUGCACCAAAAUCAAAAGUACGGAAAAAAGACCGUCGUAAGUAGGCCUACGCUGAUGUGAAACAGAAGUUUACAAAAACAUUGUGUGUGAAGGUUUCUUCAGCAUCCUUCUUUUUCAGAAUGUAUGGUCAAAUUAAACUAUGUUAAAUAUGUUCUAUGUGGUGUUUUUACUAAGGAGAUACUACCUGUUCCUGCGUCUCUGCCUAUGUCUGUGAUUUCUUGUUAUUAUAUAUUACCAAGCAGAAGAAUAAGUGACUCUUCUUGGGUGAGGGGAAGAUUUAUGGUUCCGGUUGAGAUGUUUACAGCCAGAUGGACCCACUAAAAUGAAGCCAUUCUGUACAGCACAUUCUAGGAUAUUUUCUUCUGCCUGGAGAAGCAUCUUGCAUUUCAAUAGCAAAUGUUUGCUUAGGGAAGUACGUAAAUCUCUUGGAAGGUUACAUUUGUGAGGCCUUCACAGUCCUGGUGCAUAUGUUUAAUCAAAAGACUAUAAGGCACUGUAUGUUCCUUGAAGAUUUGAGAUAAGACUGUUGUAACAGUUCUUCAUUGUUUUUUACACCCCCUCUAGCGUACACCAAAAUUUCAAACAAGUUCUAAAAGUCAUAUAGAUAUCUAGACAUGGAUAUAUGCAAAACAGCGCAUUUCAAUUUGCAUAUGCUAUUGCUAAUAAGCAUAAACAGACAUCACUUGGCUUUUCAUACAGCAGCAUUUUCAUACAAAGUUGUGGAGAAUGUGAAAUCUCAGACUAUCCACUCCUCUCAUGAAUAUUAGCACAAGAAAUGCUUUAUCAUUAAGAAUCUGCUAAGAGUUAUUCUCAGCUACUGCAUUAUACUAAUUAAAAUGGUCAGAUACAUGUGAAAACAAGGACAUGAAAUUGCUAAUAGAAUGAAUAAAAUAUUUGAGAUACUGUA
This is a messenger RNA of Cygnus olor (mute swan), 1515 nucleotides long. It is a transcript of the gene ADAT2, whose product is annotated as adenosine deaminase tRNA specific 2. The transcript is spliced from 6 exons. Gene Ontology annotation, molecular function: zinc ion binding; tRNA-specific adenosine-34 deaminase activity. Gene Ontology annotation, cellular component: cytoplasm; nucleus. Bases 125 to 652 code for a protein of 175 amino acids. Gene Ontology annotation, biological process: tRNA wobble adenosine to inosine editing. The record is from RefSeq and is a predicted model, not a curated record. Lineage: Eukaryota; Metazoa; Chordata; Aves; Anseriformes; Anatidae.